Molecule: messenger RNA, 4305 nt
Organism: Rhinolophus ferrumequinum (greater horseshoe bat)
Lineage: Eukaryota; Metazoa; Chordata; Mammalia; Chiroptera; Rhinolophidae
Gene: BCL6
Product: BCL6 transcription repressor
Exons: 10
Coding region: 1121-3241 (706 amino acids)
Biological process (GO): regulation of cytokine production; negative regulation of transcription by RNA polymerase II; regulation of immune system process
Cellular component (GO): nucleus
Molecular function (GO): RNA polymerase II cis-regulatory region sequence-specific DNA binding; protein binding; DNA-binding transcription factor activity, RNA polymerase II-specific
Source: RefSeq, a predicted model, not a curated record
UUUAACUUUCACUUGGUUACUGCGCCUGGGGCGGGGUUGGGUCAGGUGCCCUUGCAUUUGUUAGCUUCUCCUGGACAGCUCUGCUCUCUUAGUUGUUUUUGUGGAAUGAGUUUUGUGUGUGCCAUUGGUGAGUUGGCUGAAGCUAGCAGACAGGUUUGUCCAGGACUCGCUGGGGAUUAGUUUUGAGAUGUUGGGCAAGGGUUAUCCCCUGGAGCCUCAGUGUCCUUCCCAGUAAAUCAGGGCUAUGAGGAUCAGAUGCAAUAAUGAACUGGAAAGAGCUGAGUGGUCAGUAAAAAAACAAAAACAAACAAAAAAAAACCAAGUGCUAGCAGGGCCUCCACAACUGUGGCAUCUAGAAGUCAGUCCAUUGCCCACAUCCACCAUAACCCACAUACUCACUAGUUGUGGGCCUCCUAAGACAGAGGUAGCCUAGGAAGGAGUGGACUUAAUAAGGACAUGGGCCUUAGCGUAUGCGCUUUUCCUUUUGGCCAACCCAAGCAGAGGUUCAGGGUAAAAAGUGCCCAUCCCAGAGCCUGGCUGACAGUAGACCAAAGGGAAUUGUUUUGUUUGUUUCAAUCCAAAUCUGGACUGAGUCACUGCCAAUUGUCAAGGUGAAAUGGCAAAUCUGGGCUUCCUGUGGUUCCAAAAGUGUGUGACUGGAAAUCCACAGGCGAGCUGGUGGUUGAAGCUGGCUAAAGGACAGCCUUAGGUAUUCCAGAAGUGUUUAAGGAUCUUUUUCAUGGGGGAAGAGGAGAGGGUUUAUAAAUAGGCCUCACAUGUCUUCAGCAUUCUUUUUUGAAGGAGACAAUCAUUGAACUUUGGGGAGCACCAAGUUAGCGUAUCUCUUUCGCCCAUUUUGGGUUAGGAUGGGGAGAGGAGUAAAUAGGUUCUUUCGUCUUUUUCUGUCCUCUCCCUUCCCCCAUUUUCUUCUCCCUAUCCCCACCCACUCACAUGCACACACUAACCUUGAAGCCAAUGAGAUUGAGUGACUGGCACUUGGGACCACAGAGAAAUGUCAGAGUGUUUGGUUACAGACUCAAGGAAACCUCUCAUUUUAGAGUGCUCAUUUGGUUUUAAGCAAAAUUUUGGACUGUGAACCAAGGCAUUGGGUGAAGACAAAAUGGCCUCACCGGCUGACAGCUGUAUCCAAUUCACCCGCCAUGCCAGUGAUGUUCUUCUCAAUCUUAACCGCCUCCGAAGCCGUGACAUCUUGACUGAUGUUGUCAUAGUGGUGAGCCGUGAGCAGUUUAGAGCCCAUAAGACAGUCCUCAUGGCCUGCAGUGGCUUAUUCUACAGCAUCUUCACAGACCAGUUGAAAUGCAACCUUAAUGUGAUCAAUUUGGAUCCGGAGAUCAACCCGGAGGGGUUCUGCAUCCUCCUAGACUUCAUGUACACAUCUCGCCUCAAUCUGCGGGAGGGCAACAUCAUGGCCGUGAUGGCCACAGCUAUGUACCUGCAGAUGGAACAUGUUGUGGACACGUGCCGGAAAUUUAUCAAGGCCAGUGAAGCAGAGAUGGUUCCGGCCAUCAAGCCUCCCCGUGAAGAGUUCCUGAACAGUCGGAUGCUCAUGCCCCAAGACAUCAUGGCCUAUCGGGGUCGUGAGGUGGUGGAGAACAACCUGCCGCUGAGGAACGCCCCCGGGUGUGAGAGCAGAGCCUUCGCCCCCAGCCUGUACAGCGGCCUCUCCACACCACCAGCCUCUUAUCCCGUGUACAGCCACCUCCCCGUCAGCAGCUUUCUCUUCUCCGAUGAGGAGCUGCGGGAUGCCCGGAUGCCUGUGGCCAACCCCUUCCCUAAGGAGCGGGCUCUUUCCUGCGACAGUGCCAGGCCGAUGCCCGGGGAGUACAGCCGGCCAGCCAUGGAGAUGUCCCCCAGUGUGUGCCACAACAACAUCUACUCACCCAAGGAGGCAGCACCAGAGGACACACGGAGUGACAUGCACUACAGUGUGGCUGAGGGCCCCAAGCCUGCUGCCCCCUCGGCCCGGAAUGCCCCAUACUUCACCUGUGACAAGGCUGGCAAGGAAGAAGAGAGGCCCUCCUCGGAGGAUGAGAUUGCCCUGCAUUUUGAGCCCCCCAAUGCGCCUCUAAACCGGAAGGGUCUGGUUAGUCCACAGAGCCCCCAGAAGUCCGACUGCCAGCCCAACUCGCCCACGGAGUCCUGUAGCAGCAAGAACGCCUGCAUCCUCCAGACCUCUGGCUCCCCUCCGGCCAAGAGUCCCACAGACCCCAAAGCCUGCAACUGGAAGAAAUACAAGUUCAUUGUGCUCAACAGCCUCAACCAGAAUGCCAAACCCGAGGGGCCUGAGCAGGCCGAGAUGGGCCGCCUUUCCCCUCGAGCCUACACAGCCCCACCAGCCUGCCAGCCACCCAUGGAGCCUGAGAACCUUGACCUCCAGUCUCCAACUAAGCUCAGCGCCAACGGGGAGGACUCUACCAUCCCACAGGCCAGCCGGCUCAAUAACAUCGUCAACAGGUCCCUGACAGGCUCACCUCGCAGCAGCAGUGAGAGCCAUUCGCCGCUCUACCUGCACCCCCCCAAGUGCACAUCCUGUGGCUCUCAGUCCCCGCAGCAUGCGGAGAUGUGCCUCCACACCGCCGGCCCCACGUUCCCAGAGGAGAUGGGAGAGACCCAGUCUGAGUACUCGGAUUCCAGCUGUGAGAAUGGGGCCUUCUUCUGCAAUGAGUGUGACUGCCGCUUCUCUGAGGAGGCCUCACUCAAGAGGCACACGCUGCAGACCCACAGUGACAAACCCUACAAGUGUGACCGCUGCCAGGCCUCCUUCCGCUACAAGGGCAACCUCGCCAGCCACAAGACCGUCCAUACGGGUGAGAAACCCUAUCGUUGUAACAUCUGUGGGGCCCAGUUCAACCGGCCAGCCAAUCUGAAAACACACACUCGAAUUCACUCUGGAGAGAAGCCCUACAAAUGCGAAACCUGUGGAGCCAGAUUUGUACAGGUGGCCCACCUCCGUGCCCACGUGCUCAUCCACACUGGUGAGAAGCCCUAUCCAUGUGAAAUCUGUGGCACUCGUUUCCGGCACCUUCAGACUCUGAAAAGCCACCUGCGAAUCCACACAGGAGAGAAACCUUACCAUUGCGAGAAGUGUAACCUGCAUUUCCGUCACAAAAGCCAGCUGCGUCUUCACUUGCGCCAGAAGCACGGCGCCAUCACCAACACCAAGGUGCAAUACCGUGUGUCCGCCACUGACCUGCCCCCGGAGCUUCCCAAAGCCUGCUGAAGCAUGGAGUGUUGAUGCUGUCUAUUCGAGCCCCUUCUCAGAAUCUACCCAAAGGAUACUGUAACACUUUACAAUGUUCAUCCCAUGAUGUAGUGCCUCUUUCAUCCACUAGUGCAAAUCAUAGCUGGGCGUGGGGGGAGGGGGGAGGGGGGUGGGGACUGGGAGCCAAGGCAGCUCCUCUUCCCCCACUGCCGUAAAACAUUAAGAAAAUAAUAUUGCUUCUCCUAUGUGUAAGGCGAACCAUGUCAGCAAAAAGCAAAAUCAUUUUAUAUAUCAAAGUGGGGGAGUAUGCAAAAGUUCUGACUUGACUUAGUCUGCAAAAUGAGGAAUGUACAUGUCUUGUGGGAACAGAUGUUUCUUUUGUAUGUAAAUGUGCUUUCUUUUAAAAGAAGAGACUUCAGUAUGUUAUCAAAGAGAGGGCUUUAAUUUUUUUAACCAAAGGUGAAGGAAUAUAUGGCAGAGUUGUAAAUAUAUAAAUAUAUAUAUAUAUAAAAUAAAUAUAUAUAAACCUAAAAAAGAUAUAUUAAAAAUAUAAAACUGUGUUAAAGGCUCGAUUUUGUAUCUGCAGGCAGACACGGAUCUGAGAAUCUUUAUUGAGAAAGAGCACUUAAGAGAAUAUUUUAAGUAUUGCAUCUGUAUAAGUAAGAAAAUAUUUUGUCUAAAAUGCCUCAGUGUAUUUGUAUUUUUUUGCAAGUGAAGGUUUACAAUUUACAAAGUGUGUAUUAAAAAAAAAAGAACAAAAAAAGCUGCGGAAGGAAAAAUGUGUAGUUUUGUUCUAGUUUCCGGUUUGUAUAUACCUAUACAACGUGUCCUACGGUGCCUUUUUCAUGGAAGUUUUCAAUGAUGGACGAGCGUGCCAUCCCUUUCUGAAGUGUAGGCAGACACAGGGACUUGAAGUUGUCACUAACUAAGCUCUCUUUGGGAAUGUUUGUCUCAUCCAUCACAUUCUGCGUCAUGCUUGUGUUAUAACUACUCCGGAGACAGGGUUUGGCUGUGUCUAAACUGCAUUACUGCGUUGUAAAAUAUAGCUGUACAAAUACAAGAAUAAAAUGUUGAAAAGUCAA